Molecule: messenger RNA, 2607 nt
Organism: Trifolium pratense (red clover)
Lineage: Eukaryota; Viridiplantae; Streptophyta; Magnoliopsida; Fabales; Fabaceae
Product: protein NARROW LEAF 1-like
Exons: 5
Coding region: 874-2247 (457 amino acids)
Source: RefSeq, a predicted model, not a curated record
UAUAGGUUAUGGACCAAAAUGAAGCUUUUAUCUAAUCAAACUUAAAAAUGAAAGAUUAUGGAUGGAUGUAGAGAGUACUAUAUAUAGAGAUAUUAAUUAAUGAAUGAAUGCUUCUUGACAAUUCACAGACAUCAUCACAAAAUUUUUGUAAUGAUGAUCAUCAACUUUCUCUCCCUUCACUUCACUUGCCAUAAUCAUUCAUUCUAAUUUCUAAUUCUAAUGCCCCCUAUUCAUUCAAGUAUCAUACUUUUUGUCUGCAAAUCUUAAUAGAUGAUUGGAAGAAGAUUAUUUUACAUGUACUUUUCUUAGGGCAUGAAAACCUUCAACCUUCUCUUCUUCGACACCUUCUUCUUCCUACCUCCAACAACAACAACAACACUACUCAUCGUGUGAUGUAGGAGAGCUGACAGAUGAAUCGGAAUCGAUUGGGCUUGAGAGUUCACCAUUCAGGAUCAACUCAAUCGGAGGAGUCGGCGCUGGACCUAGAAAGAAACUACUAUGGUCAUCCUAAUCAAUCGUCCAGCCCUCUACACUUACACAGUUUUGCGGUGGGUGUUCAGCAUUCCGAAAGCAAUGCAGCUUACUUUUCUUGGCCUACAUUGAGUCGCUGGAAUGACGCAGCAGAAGACAGGGCCAACUAUUUUGGAAAUCUUCAAAAGGGAGUGCUACCUGAAACUUUGGGCCGGUUGCCGUCAGGACAGCAAGCUACAUCAUUGCUUGAACUUAUGACUAUUAGGGCAUUUCAUAGUAAGAUUUUACGAAGGUUCAGUCUUGGCACUGCAAUUGGAUUUCGUAUCAGAGGAGGUGUUUUGACGGAUAUUCCAGCAAUUCUUGUCUUUGUUGCUCAUAAAGUUCAUAGGCAAUGGCUCAACCAUGUUCAGUGCCUACCUGCUGCCCUUGAGGUGGGGAAUUUUGGUUCUUCUGGCUAUGUUGCAGGGUCCAGGAGGUGUUUGGUGUGACGUGGAUGUUGUGGAGUUCUCCUAUUACGGUGCACCUGCACAAACUCCUAAAGAACAAUUAUAUACGGAGCUUGCUGAUGGCUUAAGGGGAAGCGAUUCAUGUGUUGGCUCUGGUUCUCAGGUUGCAAGUCAAGAGACGUAUGGAACCUUAGGUGCUAUUGUUAGAAGCCGAACGGGAAGUCGAGAAGUUGGUUUUCUAACAAAUCGACAUGUGGCUGUUGAUUUGGACUAUCCAAAUCAGAAGAUGUUUCAUCCGUUGCCACCUAGUCUUGGACCUGGUGUAUAUCUUGGUGCUGUUGAGAGAGCAACAUCAUUUAUUACUGAUGAUCUUUGGUAUGGCAUUUUUGCUGGAACAAACCCAGAAACAUUUGUGCGAGCUGAUGGUGCAUUCAUCCGAUUUGCAGAAGAUUUUAAUAUGACCAAUGUAAUUACAUCUAUAAGAGGUGUGGGUGAUAUUGGUGAAGUCCAUGUCAUAGAUUUGCAGUCUCCAAUUAACAGUCUUAUUGGUAGACAAGUGAUUAAAGUUGGAAGAAGUUCUGGUUUGACUACAGGGACUAUAAUGGCCUAUGCCCUCGAGUAUAAUGAUGAGAAAGGUAUUUGUUUUCUCACUGAUUUUCUUGUUGUCGGUGAGAACCAGCAGACGUUUGACCUUGAAGGUGACAGUGGAAGCCUCAUUCUCUUGACUGGUCAGAAUAGGGAGAAGCCACGUCCUGUUGGUAUUAUCUGGGGCGGGACAGCUAAUCGGGGUCGUUUGAAACUACGAGUUGGUCAACCCCCUGAGAAUUGGACAAGUGGUGUUGACCUUGGACGGCUUCUUGAUCUCCUUGAACUUGAUCUUGUAACAACAAAUGAAGCACUCCACGCUGCGGUGCAAGAGGAAAGAAUUGGCUCUACUGCUGGAAUUGGUUCUACAGUUGGAGAAUCAUCUCCCGUUGUGCCAGUGAAAGAAAAGCUUGAAGAGAGCUUCGAGCCUUUUUGCUUAAAUAUGCAACAAGUUCUAGUUGAAGAAGAACCAUCUAAUAUAGUGAAACCAUCAUUAAGUCCCUGUGAAUUUCUUACGAGAAAUGAGAUCGAAACAGUUCCAAAUGUAGAACACCAGUUCAUACCAACUAGUUUUGCAGGCAAAUCCCCAGCUCAUCAAAGCUACCUAAAAGAAGACUUGGAAUUCAAAAGUCUCUCCGAACUUAGGAAUGAACCCGAUGAAGAUAAUUUUGUUUCCUUGCAUUUAGGAGAACCUGAAGCGAAGAGAAGAAAACAUUUGAAUGCUUCCUCGUCAUCAAAGAGUUAAAGCAGUAGGGGGGUUCAAAGUGAAGUAAAAUGCAACAUAUAUUUAUAGAAUUAAUGAUGCAACUCUCGUCUGCGUUGUUGUAGUAAAGGCUGUUAGUAUGUGGUGCUUCAAAAGUAAAAAAUAAAUAAGGUUCAGUAACUCCUACAUGAAAUUCUUAUUAUUUUUUAUUUUUUUAUUUUUAUUUUCAUGUUUUGAUAAGGUGAUGAUAUUAAUCACUUGUGGGCUACGUUAUAUUUUAAAGAGGACAUUUAGCUUGCACUGAUUUAUUUACCACUUUGACUUUGUAUCAUAAGCACUUCUGAAAGGGCAACAGCUAUUGUAAGUUAAAGGAAUGUAAAAUAUAUCUUUGUUGAGCUUCAA